Molecule: messenger RNA, 2195 nt
Organism: Mustela lutreola (European mink)
Lineage: Eukaryota; Metazoa; Chordata; Mammalia; Carnivora; Mustelidae
Gene: NRARP
Product: NOTCH regulated ankyrin repeat protein
Exons: 1
Coding region: 369-713 (114 amino acids)
Cellular component (GO): cytoplasm
Molecular function (GO): phosphatase regulator activity; protein binding; enzyme inhibitor activity
Source: RefSeq, a predicted model, not a curated record
GGCCUGGCGCGGCGGGCGGGCGAGAGCAGCUGCGCGUGGGGAGGCGCGUGGGACCCGCGUGGGAGCAGCAGCAAGCAGGGACCGGGAACGCGCGGCGCCGCCGCCGGGCCCACAGGCCCCCGCGAGCGCAGUGCCCGCCCCCGUCGCCCGCCCACCCGGGCGCGGCUGGAUGCGGCGGGGGCCCCGCGGCGGCGGCGCCCGGUCCCCAGCGCCCGGAACGCCCAGGAGCGGCGUGCGGGGCCCGGGGGCUCCGCGCCCUCCAUGCGCCGAGGCGCGCCCCGAGACAGCCAGGGGCCCGCGCCGCAGCCGCCGCCGCCGCCGCCCGCGCUGAGCCCCGGCGCAGCCCGCGGCCCGCGCCCGGCGGCAGCAUGAGCCAGGCCGAGCUGUCCACCUGCUCGGCGCCGCAGACGCAGCGCAUCUUCCAGGAGGCCGUGCGCAAGGGCAACACGCAGGAGCUGCAGUCGCUGCUGCAGAACAUGACCAACUGCGAGUUCAACGUGAACUCGUUCGGGCCCGAGGGCCAGACGGCGCUGCACCAGUCGGUCAUCGACGGCAACCUGGAGCUCGUGAAGCUGCUGGUCAAGUUCGGCGCCGACAUCCGCCUGGCCAACCGCGACGGCUGGAGCGCGCUGCACAUCGCCGCGUUCGGCGGCCACCAGGACAUCGUGCUCUAUCUCAUCACCAAGGCCAAGUACGCGGGCGGCGGCCGGUGAUGCCCAUCCCCGGACCCGGACGCGGGCCUCGAGCGUGUCGUCUGCUGUACCUUCCCGCCAACUACCUCGGUGCGCACCGGGCUCUCCGGCCCAGAGGCCACGACGAGUCAGGCGCGCGCGUCCGCGCCCACGGGGGCCGCGCGGCGCCCGCUGCCAGGGGUCGACGCCCCCGCGCGGCCGCGGGGACCCGGGCCGAGGGCUUCCCACGGCCCCGCCCGCCGCCUCGUGGUGGUGGUGGGGCGUUGUGCGGGAGGUGGGGGCGGGGCGCGGGCUGCAGCCCCUUUGAAAUUUGAGUCUCGCUACCAGCAAGUUCGGAGUUCCCGAGACACCGGAUCCUCCGGGCAGAAUGUUUUCUCCCGAAGGUGGAAAGCGGGCGUCGGGGACGCCGGCCUCGGGGCGCCCCGCCGCCCGCAGGACCCGCGGCCGAAGCCCGCAGUCGCCUAGGGGCCACGGCGGGGCGUCUGCGGCCCGGACGCGCGAUGGUGGAGACGCUUCGCUGUUCCUGGGGUUCUAAACUAUUUAUCAUGUGUGUGUAUAUUUGUGGGUGAAGUUUGUGCGCCUGAUUUUUUUUUUUUUUUUUUUUUUUUUUUUGGUUUGGAAAAUACUGUGCGUGGUCAUUGCGGUUAUAGGGGAGAUGCAUUUCUGUUUCCUAGUCUUAAAACUAAAACUUGAGUCUGUCGUUUCUUGGUUGCACUGAAAGUACCGCCCCGCCCGAAGGCUCUCCCGUGCUAGUCCCUCUGCCUCGGUUCUCUGUCCCCUCCCCCUCGCCCCUGCCUCCUCCCGUCUCUCCUUCUUACACUCGGACGCACAGCUCCGAGGGAGCUGUGGAAGCCCCGGGCCUCCCUCUGCCCUCUCCUGGGGAGGCCACCAUCCCCCAAACCUGCUGGCUUCGCGGAGUCUCCUCGGCAGCACGGGUGCUCGGGUGUGGCGGUGGGGGGCGGGGCGGGCGGGGAUCAGGAUACCUUUUCUAGUGAGUUCUAUUACAGUUAGUCUGUUGAACACUUUUUUUAAAAAAGUAAAUGGAUUUGCCACGAUUGAAUGUCAUAACAUUUAUGACAGAAUAUAAAAUAUUAACAUAUUUUAAGCCAAGUUUUAGGUGUAUUUUUUGAAUCUUGGUUAUAAACCCAAUUUUAAAGGGCGUUGUAUCCAGCGUUGUGAAGGCAACAGUGUACCCAUAUUUAUAUUUUUAUAAAAUACCUAUAAGACUGUGAAUCUCUUGUGCUAAUUGCUGAGUGAGUUGAAGGACUGUUUUGCCCCUCUUCGGUCUCCCGGAGCUUCAAGGACCCGAUUCGAAUCCGAAAAAUCCUGUCAUGGGGGAGGGGCCGCGCGGGGACCUGGGCCGGAGGCGGGGCUUCUGCGUCACUUUCUGUCCCGAAAGGCGCCCUUCCUGGUCUCCGAGGUUCCAAUUUUCUAUGCAACCCCACACCCCUUGUUGUUUUGAUCCUGAGAAAUAAAAGGGAGGCUGAAUUAUUCAAAUUUAAA